AUGGGUUACUCUGAUCUCGAUUGGAAGGCCAUCAACACCAUCCGACUGCUUGCGGUCGAUGCCACCCUCAAGGCCAACAGUGGCCACCCGGGUGCUCCUAUGGGCAUGGCCCCGGUGGCCCACGUUCUUUUCAACAAGUUCAUGACCUUCAAUCCCAAAAACCCCGACUACGUCAACCGCGAUCGAUUUGUCCUAUCGAAUGGUCACGGCUGUAUGCUCCAAUAUGCCCUCCUCCAUCUGUUCGGCUAUGCCGUCUCAAUGGACGACCUGAAACACUUCCGACAAAUUGACAGCAUCACCCCCGGCCAUCCUGAAGCCCAUGACACUCCUGGCAUUGAAGUGACCACCGGUCCUCUGGGCCAGGGUUUUAGCAAUGCCGUUGGUCUGGCGAUUGCUCAAGCUCAUACCGGCGCUGUUUUCAACAAGCCUGGUUAUGACCUGCUCAACAACUACACCUAUUGCUUUUUCGGUGAUGGCUGCGCCAUGGAAGGUGUUGCAAGCGAAGCUGCCUCCGUCGCUGGACAUUUGCAGCUGGGCAACCUGAUUUGCAUCUACGACGAUAACCAUAUUUCCAUUGAUGGUGACACCAAAGUCGCCUUCACGGAGGACGUUUCCAAGCGAUUUGAGGCCUACGGCUGGCAUGUUCAGCAUGUCAAGGACGGCGAUCACGACCUUGAUGGUAUUGAAGCUGCCAUCAAGAAGGCCCAAGAGGUCAAAAACAAGCCUUCCAUGAUCAAGCUUACUACCACCAUCGGUUUCGGCUCCAAGCUGCAAGGCACAGGUGGCGUGCACGGCAACCCCCUCAAGGCCGAUGAUGCCGCGCAAGUCAAGAAGAAGUUUGGCUUCAAUCCUGAGGAAUCGUUCGUGGUUCCCCAGGAAGUGUACGAUUUGUACAACAAGCACGCCGCUGAGGGUGCCGCAGCCGAGCAGGCUUGGAACGAUCUGUUCAAGAAAUAUUCAAGCGAGUUCCCAGAUUUGGCCAAAGACUUCUCCCGUCGUCUGUCCCGCAAGCUCCCCGAAGGAUGGGAGAAGAGCUUGCCAGUGUGGAAGCCGACCGAUGCUGCGGAAGCCACCCGCAAGACCUCUGAGAAGGUCCUAGAGAGCAUCCACGAAGCUGUCCCGGAGCUGUUGUCAGGCUCUGCAGAUUUGACAGGAAGCAACAACACCCGAUGGAAGAACGCCGUCGACUUCCAACCCCCGAGCCUGGGUAUUGGUGACUGGACUGGACGCUACCUUCGAUAUGGUGUUCGAGAGCAUGCGAUGGCCGCCAUCAUGAACGGUAUUUCUGCAUAUGGCACUCUUAUCCCAGCCGGCGGUACUUUCUUGAACUUUGUGUCAUAUGCUGCAGGAGCUGUCCGUCUGUCGUCGCUCUCGCACCAGCGAGUCAUCUAUGUCGCCACUCACGACUCCAUCGGUCUGGGUGAAGAUGGCCCUACUCACCAACCUAUCGAGACUUUGGUCCAUUUCCGAGCACUUCCCAAUAUGAUGGUGUGGAGGCCCGCCGACGGCAAUGAGACAUCGGCCGCAUACUACAUGGCUCUGACUUCGACCUCUACCCCUUCCAUCCUGGCCCUGACCCGACAAAACCUUCCCCAGUUGGAGAACUCGACAAUCGAAAACGCCAUCAAGGGCGGGUACGUUGCCAUCGAGGCUGACAACGCCGACAUCACUAUUGUUUCUACCGGGUCUGAGGUGGGAAUCUGUAUCGAUGCGAUCAAGGUCUUGAAGGACCAGCACGGACUCACUGCACGUGUUGUGUCGAUGCCAUGCACGGAAGUCUUUGAUGCCCAGCCCAAGGACUACCAGCUGAAGGUCAUUCCCGACGGCAUCCCAACCCUGUCUGUCGAAGUCAUGUCGACUCACGGAUGGGAGAAAUAUUCACAUGAGCAGUUUGGCCUCAACCGAUUCGGAGCUUCCGGCCCCUACAAGGAGGUCUACAAGAAAUUCGAGUUCACGCCCGAAGGCAUUUCCAAGCGUGCUGUUGCCACUGUCGAGUUCUACAAGGGCCUGAAACCCCGAUCACCCAUCAACCGUGCUUUCCAGCAAAUCAUCUAG
This is a messenger RNA of Fonsecaea nubica, 2055 nucleotides long. RefSeq lists its product as hypothetical. Gene Ontology annotation, biological process: pentose-phosphate shunt. Gene Ontology annotation, molecular function: transketolase activity. The record is from RefSeq and is a predicted model, not a curated record. Bases 1 to 2055 code for a protein of 684 amino acids. NCBI's taxonomy places the organism in Eukaryota, Fungi, Ascomycota, Eurotiomycetes, Chaetothyriales, Herpotrichiellaceae. Gene Ontology annotation, cellular component: cytosol. The transcript is spliced from 7 exons.